AUGCCAAGUAUCACCAACACAGCCUCAGUCCCAAUCAGACUACACCCUUGCCUCCUGGUGAGGGGUAGCCAUUGGACAGGUCCUGGUAAGUCACACCCUCUUCCUUUGGCGCAGGAUUCGAUCAUUGCUAACCCACUGCCUCAACUCUUUCUCCAGCUCUGCCCGCUUUUGCUUUGUGCCAGUGAGGUUGUGAUGUAUUUCAGCCCCUGCCUCUUGUGGCUCCCCUGUGCCAUCCCUUGGAGGCAGGACUGUGCCAAAGCCAAGGAAAGUGUGCCAUGCUCGGCUGAGCGAGCGGUAAUCGUCCCUAAUCAUCCUCCUGAAACCAGGUCCUUCAUCACGACUUUGUGCAUAAGAAAUGGCGGCCCUGUUGGAGGAGUGCGUGGACUGCAAGUCCAUGAUUGCAUCGCCUUCAUUCAGGCCAUAGUCGUGCUUGAAGCGGAAACCCUCUGGCAAGUGCUUGCGCGACAUGGCAAUAGCAGCAUGCCGCCAAAGCAGGAUUGUGAUGGUGGUGUUACAAUCCUACGUCCCACGAUAGGACGACAAGCAAUAAGUAACCGCCAACCAAACACGGAGGCCUGGGGGAAGGUGCAGCAAGGCAAGGCCGCCCGGCUGGCGCCUAGGGGAUUGCUCUCAGCCGAGCUGACACACGUGACGGAGCUCGUCAACGAGCAAUGUCACGAACACAACCCUUAUGGUUAG
This is a messenger RNA of Macroventuria anomochaeta, 699 nucleotides long. RefSeq lists its product as uncharacterized. The transcript is spliced from 2 exons. Bases 1 to 699 code for a protein of 232 amino acids. The record is from RefSeq and is a predicted model, not a curated record. NCBI's taxonomy places the organism in Eukaryota, Fungi, Ascomycota, Dothideomycetes, Pleosporales, Didymellaceae.